Molecule: messenger RNA, 1728 nt
Organism: Cladophialophora yegresii CBS 114405
Lineage: Eukaryota; Fungi; Ascomycota; Eurotiomycetes; Chaetothyriales; Herpotrichiellaceae
Exons: 2
Coding region: 1-1728 (575 amino acids)
Source: RefSeq, a predicted model, not a curated record
AUGGCAGAGGCGGUAGGACUGGCUGCCAGCGUCUUGGGCUUAGCGCAGACGGCAUGGACAGUGGCGAAAGGUCUCUACGACCUUGCCGACGAGAUUGGCAGCGCCGGCGACGCCGUGCGCGUCUUUGCUAACGAUUUCUGGCUGUUUGUCGAGACCACCAAAGUUCUGGGCGACCUGCUCGACAGCUUGCCGGCGGCGUCUAGGCGGACAGAGUCGACCACCGAAGAAUUGCUCGACGUUGCCAUGGACCAAGUUGUCAAACCGUUUGAGACACUCCUUCGAGAACUGGAGCCGCUUCUCGUUCGUUGGAGGGACAGUCCUAGCCGGAUGAGACAGCUAGGACUGCGCAUCCAGUGGGCCUUUAGCUGCAAGAGCAAGAUCCUUUUCUACCACGCCGCGCUCAACGCGCUCAAGGGCAACAUGUCGCUUCUCCUGCAGGCGUUGUCGCUUCAGGCUCCGAAUCCACCACACGUUCACUUGUCUAUCGCCGACACCAAAACGACUCUGCAGGGGACCUCUCGCAACAAAGCUCCAGUGCUCGUGUCGGGAAAUGAGGCAAAGGGAGACGGACGUCUACUCGUAUCCAACCCGGCGCAAGUCCAAGUGUCCCAGUCAGGUGUCGUCGCUCCAACUAUUCCUCGGCCAACGUCUAGAUCGCAGGAUAGCUUGCAGCUGUCAACAGAUCUGGCUGUCGUUCUUGUCACCGACGCUGACGAGGUCGCCGACAGUCUGAGCGAGUUCACCUUGCUGGAUGCCGAUAGUACGGGGAGUGCCGAGCAAGAGCAAGAAGAACGAGAGGAGCAACUCGAAGCAUAUGCUGCGAUCCGCGCCGUGCAGAAGAAGGUCAUCAGACUGGCCGACGAAGCAACGACCGCCGCCUCGGCUUCGAGUCCUUACCAGAGAAGAGAUCUCCUUGAGAGCAGCGAGUCCGGGAGCAUAGAGGACGACUCACUCUCCAAACAGUCAACCAGGACUUCGGUCCAGAGCAGUCCAGCCAUUAUGCAACACCGGCAGAAGGGUAACGAACACGAGCAACCGCCGGAGCAACCGCGAGAACCGGUAGCCGCGAGGGAAGCACCGAAUACUAGAGAUUUGAUUCAAGUCAUCUAUUUCACCGACACACUAGGUUCCAGUUUCGAGAUACCUUACAAUCUCGUCCGCACCUGGCAGGUAAGUGCCCCUGCCGUCGUCCCAUUCUCCGGAUACUUGCUAAAUUUCGUCGAGGCAAUGCAUGCGUUCAUAGCUGCAGACUACGACGAGGUAAAUUGGACCGACUUAUCAGUCUCAGUCGAUCUCAAAUUCGGUGAGAGCGACUUCAAAACGAUGUUGGCAGAAAUGAAAAAGGCGACACGUUUAGGUCAACUCACCGUCGUCUUUGCCGAGGACCGGAACGCCCCACCCACUACGAUGGUCCUUGCACAUGAGUGGGACACGCUUGUGAAGCCAGGUUGGAACGUCGAGUUGCGGCUGGACACAACAUAUCUCCAUCGAUUCAGACGAAGCAAAGACCUCCGCAACCCGUCCUUGAAAAUCAUCAGGUUGGCCACCACGGCAGCGAUUGAGGCGGCAGCGUCCGGCGGCCAUGUCCAGGUCGGCCGCCAUGGGAGCCAAGAGCAAGUACAUCCAUUGCUGGCGAAUACAGCCUUAGGUGAUUUGCAGCAGAGGAAAACCCAGAGAAGCUCCUUUGCAGCCUUCAGGGACAGGCUUGUUGAUAUGAAGCGCGCGUAG